Molecule: messenger RNA, 1139 nt
Organism: Monodelphis domestica (gray short-tailed opossum)
Lineage: Eukaryota; Metazoa; Chordata; Mammalia; Didelphimorphia; Didelphidae
Source: RefSeq, a predicted model, not a curated record
GGCUGGCUCGCCCCAGCCACUCUGCAGGCGGACGGGCGACCUGGGGGUUCCGAAGCUAACGCUUCGCCUGGGUCCCGGCGCUCCGGGCGCCAGCCCGUGGCCUGGAUGCCCUGUGUCCGGGUCCUCCAUCUCCUGGCCGCCGUGGGCGUCUGUGGCGCGGUGGCCUUCCUAGGCUACUGCGUUUACUUCGACAGGAAGCGGAGGAGCGAUCCCGAGUUCAAGCGACGGUUGCGGGACAAAAGAAGAGCAGAGCAGCAAAAGGCUAAGGAACGGGGUGUGCAGUCUCGAGAGGCUUUGAGGAAUGAAAAGCUGCAACAGUUCUUUCUUCAAGAGGUGCAAAUGGGAGAACUUUGGUUAUCCAGAGGUGAACACAAAAUAGGAGUUGAACAUCUAAGCAAUGCCAUUUUAGUAUGUGGGCAGCCACAGAAACUUCUGGACGUUUUCAAACAAACACUGCCUCCUAUGGUCUUUGAUAUGCUGAUGCGCAAACUACCUGCGAUGUGCCAGCAAUUUGAGGCAGAAAUGAAUGAACGGGAAUGCCUUGAGGAUGAUCCUGAGUGAAAAAUAUUUCAGGUAAGUAUUCAGAUAGACUCCAAUCUGGAUACUAUGGUAAUUCUUGGUAUAAACAGCUGCUUAUUGAUAAAAAUAUGAACUUAAAUGUUGCCACUUAUUUUACUUUUGGUAAUAAAAAUAAUUUUUAUGUUACACAUGAUUGAACACAUACUUUGCUUUAAAAUUAACAGUCACAAUUGAAGAAACAAUGGUUUAUUUUGCUAAUCAAGUGGCCAGGCUGUUGAAUUUUAAGGCCCCCACAAAGGUUGCAUCUUAAUACUUUCAUUGCACAGUAAGACAAGAUCUUGUACUUUGCUUAUUCCUGGUAAGAAGCACAUUUGUUUCUCCAAUGGUUUCCACUUGCGAAAUGCUCAAAAUCAAUGACAUGGUGAAAAUUAUCCACAACAGUUUAAGAUCAAAAGAACUCCUACUUCCAAUGCAACAACUGUUGGCACUGCUAUAUGGAAAGGUCCAUCCAUUAACACUUUUCUAUCGUGGUUGGCCAAGGAGUCCUGCUUUGGCAGCCAGAGCUUCAUUCUGUUGAAUGUGAUACUCUUGAAAUCUCAAGGAUAUUCUUUGUGUCAUUU